AUGAUGGGACGAGAGCAGGAGCUGAUCCAGGCUGUGAAAAAUGGGGAUGUACCUGGUGUGCAGAAACUGGUGGCCAAGGUCAAAGCAUCCAAGAGCAAGCUCCUGGGAUCAGCCAAGCGACUGAAUGUGAAUUACCAGGACGCGGACGGGUUCUCAGCACUGCACCAUGCGGCCCUGGGUGGGAGCCUGGAGCUCAUCUCCCUGCUGCUGGAGGCACAGGCCACUGUUGACAUAAAGGACAGCAAUGGGAUGCGCCCGCUGCACUACGCUGCCUGGCAGGGGAGGGUGGAGCCGGUCCACCUGCUGCUGCGGGCAGCCGCCUCGGUCAACAUGGCAUCACUGGACGGGCAGAUCCCGCUGCAUCUGUCUGCGCAGUACGGGCACUACGAGGUGUCAGAAAUGCUGCUCCAGCACCAGUCCAACCCGUGUCUCAUCAAUAAGGCGAAGAAAACCCCCCUGGACCUGGCCUGUGAGUUUGGCCGGCUUAAGGUUGCCCAAUUGCUGCUGAACAGCCACAUGUGUGUUGCGCUCCUGGAGGGUCAGUCCAAAGACACGAGUGACCCCAACUACACCACCCCUCUGCACCUGGCAGCCAAGAACGGGCACAAGGAGAUAAUCAGGCAGCUGCUGAAAGCUGGGAUUGAGAUCAACAGGCAGACGAAGACGGGCACGGCCCUGCACGAGGCAGCGCUCUACGGCAAGACGGAGGUGGUGCGCCUGCUGCUGGAGGGUGGCGUAGACGUGAACAUCCGAAACACCUACAACCAGACGGCCCUGGACAUCGUGAACCAGUUCACCACCUCGCAUGCCAGCAAGGACAUCAAGCAACUGCUGAGAGAGGCAUCAGGAAUCCUGAAAGUCCGAGCUUUAAAGGAUUUCUGGAACCUCCACGACCCGACUGCUCUCAACAUCCGGGCAGGAGAUAUCAUCACGGUCCUGGAGCAGCACUCCGACGGGCGCUGGAAGGGGCACAUCCACGACACUCAGAAAGGCACCGAUCGGGUCGGCUACUUCCCUCCCUCCAUCGUCGAGGUCAUCAGCAAGCGGACAGGCAUGACUCUUCCCCGCAUGGUGCCUGCACACCAGCGCCAGGGCAUUGCCGCCCCUCCCGGCGGGCUGCAGCCACUCCCAGCAGGAGACAGGAACAGCGUGGGCAGCGAGGGCAGCAUUGGCAGCAUUCGCAGUGCUGGCAGCGGGCAGAGCACUGAGGGCACCAACGGGCAGGGCACCAGUAUCCUCAUCGAGAAUGCCACGCCGCUUCCCCCUGGUGGUGAGGACCUACAACAGCACCUCUUAGGAUCAAAUAGCCAGAAUGGGCAGCUGAACUCCUUGACAGGAACCCUCGGGCGCCAGAACCUGGCCAACUGUAACGCCAGCAACAGGAUCUUCUCUCACCAAUACCUCCGCCCUGAACAGCUCCUGGAGGGAAAGGAUGCAGAAGCCAUUUACAACUGGCUGAGUGAGUUCCAGCUGGAGUUCUACACGGCCAACUUCCUCAAUGCUGGCUAUGACGUCCCCACCAUCAGCCGCAUGACCCCAGAGGACCUAACAGCCAUUGGGGUGACUAAGCCGGGGCACAGAAAGAAAAUCUCCACUGAGAUUGGACAGCUCAGCAUUGCAGAGUGGCUGCCCAAUUACAUUCCUGCCGACCUGAUGGAGUGGCUGAGUGCCAUUGGGCUGCCCCAGUACCAUAAGAAGCUGGUGAGCAACGGCUAUGACUCCAUCAGCAUCGUAACAGACCUGACGUGGGAGGACCUGCAGGAGAUUGGCAUCAACAAACUGGGCCACCAGAAGAAGAUCAUGCUGGCUGUCAAGAAGCUGACAGACAUCCGCAAGAACUUGAACCAAGCCGAAACCAAUCCGGCAAGUCGCAAAAUCCCUGGGGCCCUGGACAUAGUCACCAUUGAGUCUGUUGAGAAUGGAGAGUCCCAGUCUCCGCACACGCCCAAGAUGAUAACCUUCCAGGACAGCGAGCUGAGCUAUGAGCUCCAAACAGCCAUGUCCAACAGCUGCCAGGAAACGCUCCCCAUGAAGAACACUCAGGGGAUGUCACGGAGUCAGGAGAGCAUUGGAGUGCGCUCCAGAGGGUCAGGGCAUUCUCAGGACAACAUGUUGUCCAGGACCAUCCUCUCCAGCCAUUCCCAGGAGAGCCUGGGCAGCGGCAGCAGCGAGCACUCUUCCACACAGCCCCGACAGAAGGAGAACGCUGGCAUUCUGCCAGGGAGACCUAACCAAGAUAAUUACGGGAAGGUUAUUAUCCAGCUGACUGCCCAAGAGGGACUGAAUGGCUACUCCAAUGGGUGUGGGGGAAGCCCUCUGAAAGAGAGGAACCUCCCCGAAGGGACCGAUCAGUACCAGAGGCCUGUGGCUCAGAAAGGCAGCAUUCCACUGUUACAGCCAUCCAACUCUCUACCAGCAGCAACCCCCUGCACCCCACCCCAGAUGCCCAAUAAGGGCACAGCACCCUACGUCUUCAUGUAUCCUCACAUCUCCUUGAAAUCCCCCAGUGUUCCUGAGCAGCCGAAGAACCCAGCACACCUGUACCCCCAGUUCUCCUCUUCCCAGAGGAGCAAUCUCCAGUCAUCAGCUCAGAAAGCUUUCUCCUAUCUCCAUUCCCACUGCAGUGGCACGGAAUCACCAUACGUGUCUCCAAAGCCUGGUGCCACCCUGGGCUCCUGGCAGGCUGGAGAACAGCAAAAUGGAGACACCUUCAAGUACAAGAAGCGCUCUCACAGCCUGAACCGCUACGCUCUGUCGGAUGGCGAGCAUGAGAAGGAGGAGGUACCCACUAGCACCUUGGGCUCCUACGCCACCCUCACCAGGCGCCCGGGACGGAGCCAAGUGCCACGCACCUAUCUGCAGUCAGACACCAAGGUCGUUCGCAGCCAGUCCUUUGCCAUCCGGGCAAAGAGGAAAGGGCCUCCACCCCCUCCGCCCAAGCGCCUGAGCUCUGUCUCCAGUGCCCAGGCUGUGGAGGCAGAGGGGGAGCAGGGUCUGGAAUCGGAGAGAAGACCGACUGUUGCCCAAGAGUCGGUGGAUGUGGCUCCCUCACCAUGGCUGGGCAUCAGCGAUGCAAGCAGCAGCCAAACAGUGAAGAGCAAAGCUGCAAUGCUUGAGGUGCCCACCGUAGGUGGGAGUCCACCAAAGCCUCUUCUGUUACAAAAGCCCACAACUCCAGAUCACGAGCUAGUUUCUAGUACAGGCUCAGAUGGUCGGCCCUGUGGAGCCAGGGUCUCUGAAGGCUCCUGCAGCACGAGGCUCUCGGAUAAUGAGAGAGACGCCUUUGAGAGCAACAGGCCCCGCCGACGCACGUUUAGCGAACCCAGCGUCACCACGACAGAGGCCUUGCAAAGCAGCCUGGAGGACGUCCAGUCUGACACAGAGGAGGAGCUGAGACCUGGCCCAGAGGACUGUGAGAUGUCGUCGUCGUCCUCUCAGAACAGCUCCAGUGAGUGCAUUCCAUUUGCAGAAGAAGGCAACUUAACCAUCAAACAGCGACCAAAGCCUCCCGGGCACCACAAGGCAGAAGCUACCAGCCUGGACUCUGAGUCCAGCUCCCCGACAGCUGCCAGUGUGGGGCCUCCCUGCUCUCCUGCUGGGAAGGAGCUGGGAGGAACCACAGCGAAAGAGUUGGAGGUGCUGGAAUUCAACCUCACCGAGUCUGACACGGUGAAGCGGAGGCCCAGGUACAAGGAGAGGGAGCCACUACAGACUCUGCUAAAAGCGUUCAGCUUGGCUGGCCAGAGCCAGGCUCUUGUGAGUCCGCCCCCACAAUAUGCACAGGCCCAAGCCGUGAGCAUCACGGGCCCAGCGCCGGAGCCCGGGGGGAACGGAGACGUUUUUGAUGACGACAGUGUGGAAUUCAGAAUUGCUGAGAUUGAGAAGAGCAUCCUGUCUCUGGAGAAGGGGAUCAAAAAGCCUCCACUUCCUCUGAAGUCAGCCAGCCCUGGGGAGCUGCAUGGAGGUGCUGUCCUCCUGAGGACCUCCACUGUAGGGCCAGAUGCAUCAGCUAAGCACAUGUCUGUUGCUUCUACAAAACUGGUAUUUUCAGGGCCAAAAACGAUUUAUCAGCAAGUCCUGCAGCCCUCCCGGAAUACCAUUGCCCCCUGGGCAACUGCUGAGAUGGCACCAGAGGUGGCAGGAUCCACGGCUGUUGCCUGCCCAUCGAAGCUGGAGAUUGGCAACAAGGCAGCCUUGAGCAGCGGGAUGCCCAUUUUUAUGAAGCCUUUGAGUGUCGCUUCGGAUGCAGCCCUGGCUCAGCAGAGACUGGAACAGACCAACUCCUCCCUGACAGCUGCGCUGCAGGCUGCUGAGAAAAAAAUAACAGCCGAGGAGUUGGACAGUCACUACGGGGCUACGCACUCGGCUAAUAACAUCCUGGAAGACAUCAGCAACAUGUUCGAUGACCUGGCUGACCAGCUGGACGCCAUGCUGGACUGA
Messenger RNA from Emys orbicularis (European pond turtle), 4440 nucleotides. RefSeq names its product CASK interacting protein 2 (gene CASKIN2). The coding region runs from base 1 to 4440 and encodes 1479 amino acids. NCBI's taxonomy places the organism in Eukaryota, Metazoa, Chordata, Testudines, Emydidae. The transcript has 20 exons. The record is from RefSeq and is a predicted model, not a curated record. Gene Ontology annotation, molecular function: protein binding.